Molecule: messenger RNA, 1048 nt
Organism: Microdochium trichocladiopsis
Lineage: Eukaryota; Fungi; Ascomycota; Sordariomycetes; Xylariales; Microdochiaceae
Exons: 2
Coding region: 195-896 (233 amino acids)
Source: RefSeq, a predicted model, not a curated record
ACAACCAACAACCAACAACCAACAACGAGCACGGCGGCAUAGAUCCCCGGCGAUGCUCCGUCUUCUGGCUCGGGUGCAAUUCAUCUCUCACGUCCAUAGACUGCCACAUCUCUCUCUCCUCGUCCUCGAACUUGCUCUGAGCAGACACACACAAAACAGAGCCUUGCGGUAAUAUCACGAUCCAAAGAACCGCCAUGCCGCGCCUCACAACAGACCUGCUCUCUAGGCGACCCAGCACAUCAUCAGCAUGGCUGCUCGCCACGGCGACGGCGAUGGCGAUCCUCCCCACGCUCGCGACGGCAGCGUGCUACGACCGCGGCGGCAAGCUUCGCGAGAGCUGGGUGGCGUGCAACCCAGACCAGCCCACCAGCAGCUGCUGCUCGUCGAGCGACUUUUGCAUGUCCAACGGCCUGUGCCUCAACGCGGGCGGCAACCAGGCGUACACGCAGCAGGGCUGCACCGACAAGAAAUGGGGGCCGCCGUGUACCUUCUACUGCCGUGAGUCUUUCUGUAUUUUCUCUCCCCCUCCUUUGGGUUCGAAACGUGUUGCCCCAUUCGCCAAUUUGCGACGAGAGAGAAUCGGGCAGAGAGAGAGGGUGUUUCGUCCGGGCUCAAAACACGCCCUUAUUGUACCCGCUCUCCCGCCAAGACCGAAAGAUCUAUCGGUAACCCCUCCGACGGCCUGUACUACAUGGACUACUGCUGGCGCGGCUUCGACGAGCCCGCAGACCACUGGUGCUGCGGUGUCGGGUGCUGCGGCGGCAACGGCACCGCCUCGGGCCAGUCCGGCAACGACGACAUCACGAUCCCCGUCGCCACCGAGAUCUUCCGGCCAGGAGCCAGGGCCGUCACCUCCUCUGGCCCCGCCGGCGCGGCGACGGCGACGACGACGGUGACGGCCGCGGAGAAGACCGUGACCGUGACACAGACUGUGCCUGCGGGUAGUGCGGCGGCGCAGUAUGGCCCGGGUGGCGGUGGGGAUGCCAGCUCGGGGCCAAGCCCACUGGCUCUAGGGUUGGGACUCGGGCUGGGGAUCCCCCUGCUGCUG